GAACUGAGGACCGCCUUAGCUUUCAAGGCCGCCCUUGAGAAAGCGUCCCUGGAUGAGGACGGCUUCGAUCCGGAUACCCUUCAUCGACUUCGACACCCGGUUCAAACUCCGGUCGAUGCCGAUCCCCGCCUCCAGGAUCCUGGCUUCAAGUUUGCUCUUAGGUUGUUUGUGGACACCACUACGUCGUCUGAUAGCACAUACAACCGCAUCUGCCAGAGCUACCAGGCUACGCAUGCGGAUACAUCCAUGCCCUCUCUCCACGACAUGAAAAAGUUCGUCGCGGACCUCACUGGAAUCGCCCCCAUCCCCCGCGACAUGUGUAUGAACUCGUGUGUAGGCUUCACGGGCCCAUGGUCGGAUCUUGAGAAUUGUCCCAUCUGCGGCGAGCCUCGCUACGAGCAGGACACCGGGGCGAAGGAGCGGAAACCCCGUCGGACUUUUGACACAAUCCCUAUCGGUCCGCAGCUUGUCGCUCAGAGCCGCGACGCCAAGAACGCGGAGAGGAUG
Epithele typhae is the source of this 507-nucleotide messenger RNA. RefSeq lists its product as uncharacterized. The record is from RefSeq and is a predicted model, not a curated record. The annotation marks the transcript as partial. The transcript has a single exon. NCBI's taxonomy places the organism in Eukaryota, Fungi, Basidiomycota, Agaricomycetes, Polyporales, Epitheliaceae.